This is a messenger RNA of Ricinus communis (castor bean), 1308 nucleotides long. Its product is annotated as UPF0235 protein At5g63440. Bases 375 to 941 code for a protein of 188 amino acids. The transcript is spliced from 7 exons. The record is from RefSeq and is a predicted model, not a curated record. Lineage: Eukaryota; Viridiplantae; Streptophyta; Magnoliopsida; Malpighiales; Euphorbiaceae.
AGCUCUCUUUUAAAUUAUACAUAGACGACAGAAGCUCCUCUUUAAAUUAUACAUAGACGACAGAAGCUUUUUCUUAUAGAAAACAAGGGUCUAAACGAGCAGUCGUUUUGGUAGUUUCUCCCUCUCGCUUUCUCCUAUUACCAGUGCGAUACCGUUUUGUGUAUUUCUAGACGACGAGCGAACGAGGUUUCGACGUUUUCUCCUUGUUGCUACUGUGUUAUACACAGACGAGGCAGGCAGAGAGAGAGCGAGAGAGAUGCCGAAGAGAACGACACACACGUACUCUAGCGAGGACGCAGCUCCAGAUGGACCAGAUUCGGAUCUAUUCGUCUAUUACUGCAAACACUGUAGCUCUCAUGUCCUAAUUACAGAAAAUGCCAAAAAGGAAGACUGACAAAGCAUAUGUACUGGACAAGAGGAAGCAUCUUGCUAGAUUGAACAUCAAUGAAGCGGGAAAAGUUCUCUUGAAACGGGGUGAAGGGAAAUUGGAGAAGCAAUUUCGUAUGAACUGUAUGGGUUGUGGCCUUUUUGUAUGUUAUCGUGCUGAAGAGGAUCUGGAAUUUACUUCUUAUAUAUAUGUUGUUGAUGGUGCACUUAGCACAAUUGCUGCUGAAACAAAUCCUCAGGAUGCUCCUGUGCCGCCUUGUAUAUCACAGUUAGAAGGAGGACUUGUUCAGGUGGCUAUUGAAGUGGAAGACCGUGCACAACGCUCAGCAAUAACAAGAGUGAAUGCUGAUGAUGUUCGAGUUACUGUAGCUGCACCUGCAGCUCGUGGGGAAGCUAACAACGAACUUUUGGAGUUCAUGGGCAAAGUGUUGGGUUUGAGAUUGAGCCAGAUGACUCUUCAAAGGGGAUGGAACAACAAAUCAAAACUCCUUGUUGUGGAGGAUUUGUCUGCUAGGCAGGUGUAUGAGAAACUUCUGGAAGCUGUGCAACCUUGAAGCAGCCUUCCGAAUGCAUAAUAGAUGUGGAAUGAGUUGAGAGAUUAUGUGAUAAAUUGUCGAUUGGUUUAUACAUUUAAAAUUGGGAGUCUGAAGCUGAUUAAAAGUGCUCAAAUGCUAGUGUAUUGUUGCGCCGUGAGAAUAGGUGGCAUCUGCUCAGAAGAACUGAUUCAAAUGCGCGAUAGGGCAUUCUCAUUCAGGUUCCAGAAUUGAAAUCGCCCAACUGAUAAUUUGUAAUCGGACAACCUUUACUAUGUCUGUUCAGUUAUUUGGUGGUAGCGUAGCGUCCAAAACUACGUCAAUCUUGAAGCUCCUUUUAAAUGUUUUGCAAUUUUUAUGUUCUAUUAGAAAUGCGUGUUGUGAGAUA